AUGGCGGCGCUGCAUCAUCACACACAGCAGCGCAGUCAGACGAAGCUAAGGACUACAGUGCAAGAUGUCCCUACAGAUCUUGAGCUCAACCUCGAAGCUUCUGGCAAGAGUCAUUACCUGGUGAGGGUUCAACAUCCUUCCCCUCCAAACCUGAUGCAGGCCUUGAAAGUGGCGAGCGGGGACAAAUAUUUGCAGUACAUCCCUUACGACACUUACGUAGUGGCCAUGGAGUUUCAUAUGAAGAGUCGAGUCGAAGCAAUCAACGGCGUCGAAGCUGUCUACCAUCUUCCAGCUGGAAUGAAAAUCUCUCCUGCUCUCAACGAAUUGAUGGUCAAGACCAAAAAUAUGCUCCCAUCGAAUGCGAAGGACGUCUUUAUCAACGCUGAUCCCAUGCAUCCGGAGAAGAGAGGCAACACUCACUUUCAUGAUCGAGACCCAAUGGAUCAUCCCAGAAACCGGUUCAACAGCGCAACUCAGAAGGAGAAGCAUAUGAAACAAACGAGGAUGACCAACAAGGGAUCGUCAGGAAUGAAUUUCCUAAAUCAAGCUGACGUGAAUCCGUCCGAAGGAUCGAAGGCUGAGAUUGAAGUAUCUGCCCCAGUCUUCCUUGAGGUGUCUGUCUCUCUUCAAGACGACAAAACUUCGACGGUCGAACUUCUGAAAUCGUGGGAGAGCUUCUUCGCCAGCAAGACGGGAAAGAUUGCUCAGGUAUGGGCCAAGUCAGACAACAAAUUCUCAAUCGAAACAAACUUUCAGCAUCUGGAUCUCAUCGUGAAUUAUCUUGCAAACCAAGCAGCAGUGAAGUAUAUCGAGAGGAGAAUGCAGUAUCAAACUUUGAACAUGCACGCAUCCCUUGUCGUGAAGGGAGCCUAUAAAGGAGAAUCCAUCCAUGAUGGGCUGCAGAAGAGAGGUCUCAACGGCACCGGCCAGAUAGUUGGCAUUUCAGACACCGGCAUUGACUUCGACUCUUGUUUCUUCCAUGAUGCUCAGCGAGCUGUGUACGUUUGCAACAACUGCUACAUGUACAACUAUGGAGGAUGCUCGCUCCAGUGCCCUUCGCGGACGACUCAUCGUAAGAUCAUCUCCUACAACUCCUUCACGCCGCCACCUCCCGCAGCGUUCUCCUACGAUAGCUUGCAUGGUCACGGAACGCAUGUGGCCGGCACAGUGGCCGGCGCUGCUUCACCCGAUCACUCGUUGGCUUCUCAAUACAACGGAACAGCAGCGGGAGCAAAGAUAGUCUUUGACGACAUCUCAAACACGGAUUACUAUCUGAACUACCUGCCCUGGGACUUGUAUCACGGCCUUUACCCUCAUGCGUAUGAGAACGGGGCCAGAGUGCAUUCUAAUUCCUGGGGUAGCGGCGGAGGAUCUUAUUACUACUUCACUUCGCACGAGACCGACGCGUACAUGUACGACCACGAUGACUUCCUCAUCGUGUUUGCUGCUGGGAACUCUGGACCUUACCACUUCUCCGUCGGAUCUCCUGCGAGCGCCAAGAACGUUCUCUCCGUGGGUUCCAGCAUGAACACCCGGGAGGCUUACAUAGCUCACGGUUAUGGCGAAUAUUACAACCUGUCACUGUCGAUGAGCGAUGGUAUGUACUACAAGCUGCUCGACAUUCUUCCUGCUACAUUCGGUCUUCCUUUGACAGACUCCAUGACACCGCUAUCCGCUCCUGUGGUCAUGCAGGACUUCAACAAUUUUUGCUAUAUCAAUUCUUACUACCUGUGGGGAUCGCGAUGUUCUGAUUUGUCUUCUCUUCUUUGCCUUCCCGUUCAAGAGAGUGGGAGAUCAUGCUCUGCAGAUUCCAACCAUUCUGCCAUCUCAGGGACUUGGCAGAACAACCCACAGUUGGUCGGCUACGACUAUUUCUCCGGCCAUGUCUCGGUAGAACAGACGGCAAGCUGUUCUUCAUAUAGCUGGCCUGUGCCUCAGGAUUGUGUAUUCAACUUCAACAUCCCCGUCUACGACGCUUCCAGCACGGUCAUGGAGCUCAUCAUCGAGGUUGGUUUCAUCUGGUACACCGCCGACGGGUUUGUUUCUCGCGUCUCAAGCAUAACAGUAGACGGAGAGUACCUCCCCUUCGACACAAGCAAGAUCGUGACCGAUUGCAGCAUGACCAUGAGCUACGUUCACCGCCUGCCUGCGACAGCUUCGAGAUCUAUCCAAGUUCAGGUCCACUAUGACCCGACUGUCGACCCCUACUAUGGAGCGUGCUGGGGAAGCAACAGCGGGGUGAUUGCUUACUUGCUGUCCAACAAUCGCCCGUCUUGGGAUGUGCUCUACGAUUCAGCAAGCCAAACAAACAGCAACUAUAACUAUUACUCUGGAGAAUUUCACUUGACCCAGGUAGAUGUCGGCAUGGACUUCUGUAUUCUAGGGCACAAUUCAAGCCAGCAGUUGAUAGUCACGAGAUCUGGGUCGAUCUUCUUCGGCUCUAGCUCUCAGCUGAUCGACUUACCCCUCCUGCGGGUCGAUGAAGAAGCUGAGUUUCGACCAUCCUUCGUUGCUGGAAAGAGGUUCCAAGAACAAGGAGUACAAGGAUAUUCUUUGUUCGUCAGAGCUUACACUAGUGAAUAUUCCAUGUACAAUGAGUUUCAGAUCAACCUGUUUUCAAACCGCUCAAUCACCAUCUCUUUCGGAGCUUAUGGAGACACUGCAGACUAUGUUCAGUUGAUGAUCAGAGGAUUCGCGGUGCACUCGUUUCUUCCCAGGCAGCGCAACUCUUACAUGAUAUCGAACUUUGAGAACACGGCGAGGUCGUACUUCCGCCAUUCCUUUACCGGCAAGAUCAUCUUGGCCCCGUACAUCUCUUACUACUCAGGCACAUGUGAUGAAGCUGUGAUGGCUUCUAACGCUCAGUUCUUCGGAGCCGUGGGGCUGCUGCUCUAUCAGCCCUACAGGCAAAGCGAGCCUCUCCACCUCACCGGGUCCUCAAGGCCUGACGUCGCCCGCUCCAUCACCAUUCCCGUCGCUGGCGUUGCCGGCUUGGACGUGUACAACUUACAAUCUCUCUCCAAGAGGCAGACGUGCAUCAGCGGCACAGGGUCGUUGUGCUACUAUGAAGUCAUGUCCGGGCAACUUCCUGUGGUCAGCGCAGAGCGAACAGCGCAGAGCUUUCAGCACACUGAUCUCUCCUACUUCUCCUCACGAGGGCCGACGUUUGAUCUCCGGAACAAGCCUGACAUAGUUGCUCCUGGUCAGAAUAUCUUCUCAGCCUCGUCUGAUGGCCUUGCUCAAAGCUUUCAGUGCGCGUCCUCUAUUGGCAUGCAGGACAGCUGCAUCGUUGAGAAGAGCGGCACGUCCAUGGCGACGCCAGCAGCAGCAGGAGCAGCGGCGAUCGUGCGGCAGUACUUCACGGAGGGGUUCCAUGCCCGCGGAGCACGCAACGUGUCUGCGGGGAUAAAUCCUUCUUCAGCGCUGGUGAAAGCGAUGAUCAUACAGAGCGGACGUCAGGUUCGAAACCUCGCCAUCUCCGGCAGCCGUCUUGUCCGUGACCGCACCUGGGGAUACAUCUAUGCGAGCGAAGGAAACGACUGGCAGUGGAAGCAGCCUGACAGCAGCCCAAGUGUCGAGCAAGGGUACGGGCUCAUGAACCUCUCAGCGGUCCUCUGGUUUGGCAACGAGUCCGACUUCACCCUCAAGGUGCUAGAUCGCCAGCAGAUCACUCAAGGAGCCUCUCAGUCUCUUUGCUUCAAUGUCGUAGCUUCUUCCUCCUUCCGCGUGACUCUGGUCUGGACGGAUCCUCCAGCUUCCAUGUACUCAACUUCUCUCCUCAUCAACAAUCUUGACCUGCUCGUGGUCGAUCAGGCUGGAAACUUGUGGUACGGCAACAAUCGCACCGGACAGAGCCCAGAUCGUGUCAACAACGUGGAGCAGAUAACGAUCCCAGCGGCAGCAGGAGGACUCUACCGCGUCAUUGUCGUUGGUUCCGAUGUGCCUCAGGGUCCUCAAAGCUUCGCGCUCGUAGUGACCGGAGACUUUGAGCAGAGCACUCAGUGCAGUGGCACCUUGACGUGCCCAGCCGGGUGCUCCGGUCGGGGAACUUGCCUGCAGGGGCUGUGCACGUGCAGCCAAGGAUACACAGGGUUUGGGUGCGAGACGACUUUGACAUGCGGCGAUGGAGUGGUGAGUGACUCCGAAGAAUGCGAUGACGGCAACACGAGGAGUAGCGACGGAUGCUCGUCGAGCUGCACCAUCGAAGACUCGUUCGCGUGCGAGCAAGAGCUCUGGCCGGGUAAGAUCUCGAGAUGUUCCAAGUGCAGUUGUGGGUGCGUUAGGUUCACUGAGCCGAGGGGCACCGUGAGCAGUCAGAUGUAUCCAAACACUGGGAGCUCAAGCUCUUGUGUAUGGGACAUUGAACCGGCGUCGCUGACGAACCUUCAAAUCUCCUUCCCGAAGACAACAGAAAACGCUAACUUGAACGUUGAUUUCUACAUGUGCUCAGAUGCCGCGUGUAGCUCGUGGAACUACGCAGGCUGGAUGUCCUCUACCUCCAGCAACUUGUGGAUGGUUGGAUCCGAAUCCUUCAGUCGCGGCAUCAGGAGCAGCCAACCCAGGAUGAAGAUAGUCUCGCGCUCACAGUUCCUGCUGCAUUACGGGCCCAUCACCUACGACGUUUGCGGUGACGGCAUACAAGAAGGACGAGAGUUUUGCGACGAUGGCAACACAGACAAUGGCGACGGCUGUUCGUCAUCGUGCAAGAAGGAGUGUCUUCUCAGCUCGUGCUGUCAUUUCGAUUUGUCACCUUACGAUCUGUUCGCUCGCAAGUUUGACGAGGAGGUUGCAGCAGGAGCAAAUUGCGCUACAUUCAGCAUCGACAGCUCCACAACUCAAACCUUCAUGGAGACUGAGCUUGCAAUAGCCCCUACCGGCAUGCAGCAAGCUGAUUGUCCCUUCUCCCCAACCUUGUUCGAGCCUGUCAACUUUCAGCUCUACGGGUCGGCCACUCAGAGUGAACUCCGCAACAUCUCGUCAGGGGGCUGGAACCUGCUCCACCCCAGCUCUAUCGGGUAUUCCCAGAGCAUGGACGACUCCUCCUGGCUGCUCCCCGACUUUGGGUUUGACUUCUGCUUUCAAGGUGUCAACGUGAGGGCAAGGACAUACGUCUCCUCCAACUCCUACCUGACCUUCUUCCAAGGGUUCUCUUACUACAGCGGCCUCAGCCCCAGCUGGCCUCCUGUUCCCACCCUCUUCAUCGGAGGAUCAGACAACUCAGUCCAGCUGCUCCUCAGCAAAAGGGUCAACGAGGGCGGCAGAGCUGGACUUGUCAUCCGUUUCGAAGGGACUGCCAGCACAUCUGGAGUGACGGGGGACCCCAACAUCAUCUGGGAAGUAACUUUCUUCGAUGACAAUAGUAUUCGCACGUCCAUCGGGCGCCUGACAAACUCUGGAGGGCUAUCCCUUCUGAGCGAUGGGAGGGGAGGAACGACACUGUUGCUGCCGUUCCGAGAGAAGUCAGCUCUGAAGCUCACUAUCACGGACCUGUGCCAUGUGUCUCAGAACUCCCCAUGUGAUCUGCUGACCGUGACCUCUUCCGAGGGCUCCAGCAUCGUUCCCAGGGAUAGGUUCCAAGUGUUCCGAAGUCAGUCGAUCUCGCUCUCCUUCAUGUCAAACGUCAACAACCGGACAUCUGCGUUUCCCUUCAACUUGUCUUGGGGCUUCAAGUCAAAACCCACUUGUGGCAACGGCCUGCGAGACUGGACGUUUGUGAUACAGGACAAGAGGGAAUGUAAUGCUGAACCCACGUUCAUUUACGACAACAUGUUCUACGGCUACUACUACUCUCCUAUCUCAAGCUGCAGCACAACACUGAGGGCUCCUAAAACAAGUCUAACUCAACUGUUCCUCAUCGUUGAGAUGGACAUGGUAUCCUUCUAUUCUUCCACUCAGAUUCUCAACGUUACCCUCAACGGCGUCAGCCUCCCCCUCUCGCGUCCUUCUGCCAGCAGCUACGCAUCCUGCGGUUCGUACCAGCCCGUCGUCAAGUACAAGAUUCCCUCGUCCUUGUCAGGCCCCAGCUACAACAUCUCCAUUUCCACCUUGUACGCCUCCUGCCGGUACUGCUCGCAGACCUACUCUCCCAGCUGCAAGGUCUUCUAUGCUCGCGCCUACCUCGCGACCGUGGAUGAGAUGGAGGAGUGCGACGACGGCAAUCAGGUCUCGAGAGACGGUUGCGACAGCAGCUGCCGCAUCGAGACCGGCGGCAACUGCUCCACCUCAGACACCGAGGAUAAGAGCUUCCAGCAAGGACCCGACGUGUGCAUGGGGGACCUGAGCUACCUGGGCUCCCGCCUAUCAGUCUGCUCGUCCUGGAUGACGAUCAACGGGUCCUCCUCCUUCCCCUGGCUGUGGGGCGACAACCUGCCUGUCGGGUACAAGACCUGCAAGCUCCCCUACACGUGGGAGGAGAUACUGGUGCCGAGAAUGAAAAACUGCAGCCUCGACUUCAAGACCGGAGGGCUGGGAUACCUGAUGACGAGUCGGUUUCAAAGCUGGUUCUGUGUGAAACAUCAUCCCUGCGCGUGGGACGCGCUCAACCCGUUCUUCUGCUUCGUGUACGACGAGGACAACAGAGUGUUCGUGCCAUGGGGCAGCAACAGCGAGCUUAAGCUAGUUCGUCUUUCUUAG
Guillardia theta CCMP2712 is the source of this 6633-nucleotide messenger RNA. RefSeq lists its product as hypothetical. The transcript is spliced from 2 exons. Gene Ontology annotation, molecular function: serine-type endopeptidase activity. The record is from RefSeq and is a predicted model, not a curated record. Gene Ontology annotation, biological process: proteolysis. Lineage: Eukaryota; Cryptophyceae; Pyrenomonadales; Geminigeraceae. Bases 1 to 6633 code for a protein of 2210 amino acids.